Messenger RNA from Fasciola hepatica (liver fluke), 1200 nucleotides. NCBI's taxonomy places the organism in Eukaryota, Metazoa, Platyhelminthes, Trematoda, Plagiorchiida, Fasciolidae. The record is from the annotation of a GenBank genome assembly.
AUGACAAAAGUAAUCAAAAUUGUCACGCCAUCGGAAAGAAGUCAGACGAAUACUGAAGUAACUCGAUGGACAGUGAAGGACGAUUGGUCGGGAAAAGUGUGGGAUGAACUAACAAUAAAGUUACAAAAGCUCUUCCAUACACGACAUACGCACUUUUUCAUAUCCUGGUUUGACGGUGAAGAUUACUGCACUAUUCGUGAUGUGGAUGACCUACAAGAGGCGGUGGAAUAUAUGCAAUCGGAGGAGAGUGGUCUUAAGGGAAUACGAAUAUAUGCAUCUCCAGAAAAAAAGGAACACCACACCAUUUUUGGCAAGAAACCAUCUGCAGGGCCGGAAGAGCAACAAGAUUUACCGGAAGUGGAAGAUCACGACCUUCAUUCGAGUAAACAUUCCAAUGAGGAUAUAAAUCCCCUUUCGAACUGGGAAUUACUGAAUUUAGAUAGUGAAGAAACUAAGAUGAAUGAGGUAGUGGAUGAAUCCCCGAAAGAAGAACCAAAACCAGCUGAAGAACAAAAAGAAGAACAAUGUGACGAGGGAAGAGCUACUACUCUCGUUCCAGCCUCGUCAAUGAGGAUCCCUUCCAGUAUUGUGGAAACAACCGCAGGUUACUCAGAAACUUCUACUCUGGCCUCAGCCACCCCUGCAGGCACUACCGAAGUCACCUGUGCUGCUGUGACGGCAAACGCUGUUGUUCCCGGCAUGCCCCCAACACAGACGGGCUCCUUCUUGGCCUGCAUGCCACCGUACGGAAUAUCCCAAUAUUACCUGCCUCCUACGGGAAUACAACCCAUGUUUGCUCCACAGUGGAAUGGAAGUCAGAUGGUGCCAAUGGCAUGCCCCGGAAUAGACCCGACGACAGUGCAAACUCCACCACAGAAUAUCCCCACAGCACCACCUAUGUCACAACAACCACUAGUCACUUCUAUGUCUCAUACCGAUACCGCACAAAGAGAAGCCGUACCACUACCCGUUGUAGCCAAUAAUCAACAGUCGCAGGAACAAACGCACGUCCCGAAGACAGAAAACCGCAAAAAGGACAAGUCUUCUAAAUCAUAUUACAUGCCACUUUGCAUGCAAACUCUUCGUUCCAUGGGAUAUACGCAAGAUGAAAGGACACUGAAGCGCGUCAUUCGCAAUAAAAAGGGUAAUUUAAACGAAAUUCUGGACGCGCUCAACAGCGGGUUACCCGACGCAUUGUGA